Messenger RNA from Camellia sinensis, 1267 nucleotides. NCBI's taxonomy places the organism in Eukaryota, Viridiplantae, Streptophyta, Magnoliopsida, Ericales, Theaceae. The record is from RefSeq and is a predicted model, not a curated record.
UCCACCUACCAUCUCCACUACCACCCACCACCUCCACUACCAUCCACUACCACCACUCACCUACCUCACCUACUCCCAAAUCCUCUCCUAUAUAAUAGCUUGUAAUAUACAAAAUAUAUACAACAAAUCUUGUAACAACAAUACAUCAAUUAAUAAUACAUCUAUUUCUUAUACUCGCGAUCAGGUGGAAACAUUGCUACGCAAAGUGAAACCUAAUUUUGUUCUCUUUGACACCGCCCAUUGGAUACCAGAACUAGCAUCAAAGAUUGGCUUCAUGAAGAUCGUGUUCUAGAGUGCUGCUUCUGCAGUGACGGUGGCAAUCCAACUAGUCCCUGCACGUAAAGUUUUCGAGGACAUGACACUAAUGGAGGCCGAAAUGGCAAAGCCACCACCAGGCUACCCAUCUUCCACCGUGGUGUUACGCAGACACGAAGCUCUAGCACCGCCUGUCAUAUCAUUUGAAUUUGGCCGUUGAAUAACGCUCCAUGGUCGUUUCACAACCUCCAUGAAAGAAUGCGAUGCAAUCUCUAUUAGAACAUGCCAACAAAUUGAGGGACAAUUUUGUGACUACAUAGGAAGCCAGUAUGGAAAACCUGUGUUUCUAACAGGACCUGUCCUGCAUGAAGUGAUGAAAAUGGAAAGGCCGCUUGAAGACCGGUGGGCGAGGUGGCUGGAGGGGUUCGAGCGCAACUCCGUUGUGUUCUGUGCAUUUGGAAGCCAAUUGAUCCUUGAAAAGGACCAAUUCCAAGAACUUGUUCUAGGGUUUGAGUUAACGGGGCUACCAUUUUUAGUAGCCUUAAAACCGCCUGCAGGAGCGGCGACGGUGGAAGAAGCGUUGCCGAAGGGGUUUAAAGAGAGGCUUGGAGGGAGAGGAGUGGUUUAUGGAGGAUGGGUGCAACAUCCACAAAUAUUAGGUCACCCAUCUGUUGGGUGUUUUGUGAAUCACUGCGGAUUUGGAUCGAUGUGGGAGUCUCUAUUGAGCAAUGCUCAAAUAGUGCUUGUACCACAUCUAUGUGAUCAAAUCCUCAACACUAGGUUAAUGGCUGAGGAAUUGAAGGUAGCUGUGGAGGUAGCAAGAGAUGAAAAUGGUUGGUUUUUGAAAGAGAGUUUGUGCGAGUCUAUUUGCUCCGUAAUGGAUAAAGAUAACGAGAUGGGCAAAUUGGUAAAGAAAAAUCAUCUCAAGUGGAAAGAAACCCUAACAAGCCAAGGCUUCAUGACUGACAAUAUAGACAGAUUCGAAAAACAAUUGCAUGAGCUUUCUGUUUGA